AUGCCUAAUGUUUUGGAAACUAUAAACAAAGAAUGUCAUGAUUGUGGACAACAUGGUCCUCACUGGUGCUCGAUCAAUCAUGGUGUUUUUCUAUGUGAUGAAUGUUGUAGUAUACAUUUAAGUCUUGGUCGACAUAUAUCACAAAUAAAAUCUUUUAAACAAAGUUAUUGGCCACCGACACAAUUGAAUUUGAUUAAUGAAUUGAGCUUACAUGGUGCUAAUCUUAUUUGGGAAUAUAGUCUUCGUGAUCCACAAAAUCGAUUACCAAGAAAAAAACCGACAGCUAGAGAUGCACUUCCAAUUAAAGCUGAAUUCAUUCGAGCUAAAUAUCAACAAUUAGCUUAUAUUAAUCGUUUAAAAGAUGAAAACAAUGGAACUUAUGAAGAUAUAAAUUUACAACUACAUUCAAUUGUUCGAACAGAUAAUAUUGUAACAUGUCUUCGGUUUUUAUCUCAAGGUGCUGAUCCAAAUUUUCGAAAUUCAGAAACGGGUACAUCAGCUAUUCAUGUAGCUGCAAGUCGUGGUCAACAGAAUCAAAUUGAACUUCUUUGUAUUUAUGGUGGUGAUCCUGCCAUAGUAGAUGCUUCAGGUAUAUCACCAGAAGAACAUGCUAGGACAAAUGGUUAUUUGGAUUUAGCUGAUAGAUUAAUCGAGCUUCAAUAUGAAUUAACCGAUCGUCUUAUUUGUUUUAUUGGUGGAAAACGACCUGAUCAUAAAACUAAUCAACAUAUUCUUGUACCUGAUAUGAGUGAAAUUUUUGAUAAAACUAAUCAACCUUUAAUAGCUCGUCAAAAACUACAACAAUUAACUGAUCCACUUUUUGAAGAUUUAGCAAUGGAUGUAUACGAUGAAAUUGAACGACGAGAUUUAAAAACAAUAUGGCAUUUACAAGUUGAUAAAGCAUUGAUCCCUUUACAUGUUGUACCAUUUUUAUCUGUAAAUCCAUCAUUUUCAGCAACAAGAAAUCAAGGUCGACAAAAACUAGCUCGAUAUGAACUUAAAGAAUUCUAUACAUUUAUUCACGAUAUUUUAAAUGAAUUUCAUAGACGAUAUUCUCAUGUUAUUCAACAAUCAUCUACAACAAAAAUUCAUGCAGUAUCACAACCAAAUUAUGAUUUAACUACUGCUUUUAUCAAUUCGGAUGAAGAACCAUUUUAUGAUAAAGUAGCAUCUGAUGAAGAUCCUAGUAGUUUUGAACAACAAAAACGAAUUCAAAAAUCAAAAAAAGAGGAUUUAACACCAACACCAACAAAUAUAAAUUCAAUGGAUAAUUCAAAUUAUGAAAUCAUACAAAAUUUUAGUUCCGAUGAUUUAAAAACUCGUAUAACAAAUACAGAAACCCAAGUUAAAUAUUUAGCAUCUGCUCAUAUUGAUUUAAAACAUGAAUUAUCUGUAUUACAUCAAAUGAUUCAACGAUUACUUGAUGAAAAUGUUUUAAAUAAAUUUGAUCAACAAGUAUUCAAUAAUACAUCGACUUUUACAAAUAACAAUGAAACAAAUAAAAUGCUUUAUCGACUAUCUCAAUCAUUAUUUGAUAAUAUCAGUCGUAAAUCAAGUCCAUUCAUUGAAAGUGAUUAUGAUAAUACAACAUUAAUCGAUGAUUGUGAACAUUCGCAACCAAACAUAGUUCAAUCAACAGUCAAUGGUUUUGAUAAACGAUUUAGUCGUAGUCUACAACGAUUUCCUCAAAUAGAUGAAUAUAUAUCAGAUAUUACUCCUAGUCAAAAUAUGAUAUCAGAUCAAAGAGUAAAACAAGAAAUUCCCGUAAAUAUUUAUCGAUCUCGUUCAUGUUCUGAACGACGACAAAAACCAAUACCAUCACCAACAUUAAUUCGACAAGGUUCAUAUAAUCAAAUAGAUAUCAAUACUGAUAUUACUAAACUUACACAAAAUAUUACAUCUCGUAUAGCAGAAUUAUUUACAUUAAUUAAACUAAAUCAAACUCAUCAAUAUGCAACAUAUGCUGAACGAAUAAAUAUUUUAGUUCAAGAUAUGAUCCAUUUAUCUCAACGAUUAGUAUUUAACGAAGAUAUUCGUGCAAAUCUCGAUAUGCUCUAUACAAGUACACAACAACUUUUAGUUCAUACAAAAUUUGAAGAACAAAAUUUAAUACUACCCAUACACUUUAUUAUCGAUGAUUGCUAUGGUAUAGCACUUGCAACAAGAAAUCUUUUAAGUCUUUAUCGCACAGUAUAA
Molecule: messenger RNA, 2196 nt
Organism: Adineta steineri
Lineage: Eukaryota; Metazoa; Rotifera; Eurotatoria; Adinetida; Adinetidae
Source: the annotation of a GenBank genome assembly